Molecule: messenger RNA, 663 nt
Organism: Octopus sinensis (East Asian common octopus)
Lineage: Eukaryota; Metazoa; Mollusca; Cephalopoda; Octopoda; Octopodidae
Product: zinc finger protein 345-like
Exons: 5
Coding region: 1-663 (220 amino acids)
Biological process (GO): regulation of DNA-templated transcription
Molecular function (GO): RNA polymerase II cis-regulatory region sequence-specific DNA binding; DNA-binding transcription factor activity, RNA polymerase II-specific
Source: RefSeq, a predicted model, not a curated record
AUGCACAAACGUAUUCAUUCAGGUGAGACACCAUAUUCCUGUAAUAUCUGUGGCAAAUCGCUCUCAAGCAAAAGCAGUUUAAAUUCUCACAAACGUAUUCAUACAGGUGAGACACCAUAUUCCUGUAAUAUCUGUGGCAAAUCGCUCUCAAGCAAAAGCAGUUUAAAUUCUCACAAACGUAUUCAUACAGGUGGCUUGGUUAGGCACAAACAUAUUCAUUCAGUUGACACACCAUAUUCUUGUAAUAUCUGUGGCAAAUCGCUCUCAUGCAAAAGCAGUUUAACUUCUCACAAACGUAUUCAUACGGGUGAGAAGCCAUAUUGCUGCAACAUCUGUAACAAGUCUUUCUCUGUAAGUUGUAAUCUGACUAUUCACAAGCGUAUUCAUAGAGGAGAGACACCUUAUUCUUGUGAUAUCUGUGGUGGCUUGGUUAGGCACAAACAUAUUCAUUCAGUUGACACACCAUAUUCUUGUAAUAUCUGUGGCAAAUCGCUCUCAAGCAAAAGCAGUUUAACUUCUCACCAACGUAUUCAUACGGGUGAGAAGCCAUAUUGCUGCAACAUCUGUAACAAGUCUUUCUCUGUAAGUUGUAAUCUGACUAUUCACAAGCGUAUUCAUAGAGGAGAGACACCUUAUUCUUGUGAUAUCUGUGUACUUCUUUGA